Molecule: messenger RNA, 771 nt
Organism: Cyphellophora europaea CBS 101466
Lineage: Eukaryota; Fungi; Ascomycota; Eurotiomycetes; Chaetothyriales; Cyphellophoraceae
Exons: 1
Coding region: 1-771 (256 amino acids)
Source: RefSeq, a predicted model, not a curated record
AUGUCCAAACGCUCACGCGAGGCGUCUUUCUCGCCCUCAGCAGACUCGCAUUCGACGUCAACCCCAGAAGACGACGAGCACGAGACCCUGCGGCCUGUCAAGAUAAGUGCAAUGACAGACUUUGAAGCACACAGCCUAUCCGCAAUGCAAUGCAGUCUGCCGCCGCAUCGUCAAGCCCUGGAUUUUCCUUCCAUUAAAGCUUUCGAGCUCCACUACAUCAAGGACCACAGCAACAGGUGCUCAUCGUGUGACAAGAAUUUCCCGUCCGCUCAUUUCCUGUCUCUCCACAUUGACGAGAGCCAUAACUCGUUGCGCGCUGAAAUGCAGGCCAAAGGUGAGAAGACAUACGCAUGCUUUGUCGAAGACUGCGAAAAGAAGUGCUCUACCCCGCAGAAGCGACGUCUACAUCUGGUAGACAAGCAUCUCUUUCCCAAAUCAUACAACUUCCGAGUCGUCAACCAGGGUAUUGACAAACGAACCUCGAUGUUAACCGAGAACAAGCCUCAUCGCAGACGAGUGUCGACAGCAGACGCUCCCGCUGACAGAGUGACUCGUCACCGUCGUGCUUCAAGCCAGUUGCUGGAGAACACUACCAAAGAUGGAACAGCACAGAGCGCAUCACCGGCAGGAGGUUCUCAGAUUAGGACCUCGCCCCCUUUGUCUUUGCAGAGUGCCGGUGGUGAGAUGGAUGGUCUGGCGAAUUCUAUGUCUUCCCUGAAAUUCGUUCCAAACAGUGUUCGGAAACAAGCCGCAAAGAAGAACGGCGCAUAG